CAGUAUACUCGUAUAUAUAAAUUAUUGCAAUUGGCCGUAGAAGAGUUGCCGCAGACGAACCCCAGCAACUCCAGGAAGCAGACGACUUAGCAGAAUGAAUGUUGAAGUUAGACGGUCAUGUCUAAUUAUUGCAUUAGAAGAGCUCAGAUCAUUACUAGAAGAUGAUGAACAAAAGAAGACUAGGAUACCAAUGAGAGUAGGUGGAGAAACAGGAGGUGAAUAUAUACAUAGAAUGUUGAAUGGUCAUCCUGGAUUGUGUAAAGAGCAAUUAAGGUUGACGAGAGAAAUGUUCAUCCACCUUGUGAAUAUUAUGGUUGAAAGAAAUUUAUUGAAAGACAGCAGAUUCAUUCAUGUGGCAGAGCAAAUUGGAAUUGGUCUCUAUAUAUUGGCCAAGGGAGCUUCUUACACAGAUGCAGCUGAUGUUUUUAAGCAUUCUUUGAGAACCAUAUGCAAAUAUUUUAAUCUAGUAUUGCAUGCCUUGGUUGAGUUAUCUUUUGACAUAAUUCGACCACAUCACAAUUUGUUGGACGUCCACACCAUAGUUUUCAACAGUUCCUUAUAUUGGCCGUAUUUCAAGGAUUCAGUUGGAGCAUUAGAUGGUACUCACAUAGAAGCAGUUAUAUCAGAUGCAAAGGGGGUGCCGUUUCGAGGACGCAGAGGAAGCAAAACCUGGAAUGUCUUAGCAUGUUGUUCAUUUGAUAAACUAUUCACGUUUGUCAAUAUUGGCUGGGAAGGAAGCGCUCAUGACGUAAGAGUGUGGGUUGAUUCCUUAAUGCAAUCAAAAUAUCAUUUUCCUCAUCCCCCACCAGGUAAAUAUUACUUAGUAGAUUCAGGAUAUCCAAACACACUUGGAUAUUUAGCUCCAUUUGAUGAUGCGGGAAUGAGGAAACACGUGCCAGAAUUUCGUGGCGGUGGUAAACCAAGAGGAGUAAUGGAACAUUUUAAUUAUCGCCACUCAUCCCUGAGAACUACCAUUGAAAGAGCAUUUUCGCAUCUGAAGAAAAGGUGGAAGAUACUUCACAAUAUGCCCAAAAUGAAAGAAGAGCAUCAACAAGCAAUUAUUUUCUCUACUUUUACACUUCAUAAUUUUAUCAGCAUGUGCAAAAUGGGAAUCCCAAUUUAUGAACAUGAAGGGAAUGGAGAAGGCAUGGUUGAUUCAAAUAUGUUCAACAAUGGGCGAAAAGAAGCUAUGAACAAUGUUCGCGUGGAAAUUGCGAAACAAAUUUGGGAAGACGUUCAGAAACCCAGAGCAACGCAUGCAUGAUGAUAUUUAUUAUUUUAUAGUACUUUUUUUUGUUCUAAAAAGAUUUAUAGUUUACCC
Molecule: messenger RNA, 1321 nt
Organism: Cuscuta epithymum
Lineage: Eukaryota; Viridiplantae; Streptophyta; Magnoliopsida; Solanales; Convolvulaceae
Source: the annotation of a GenBank genome assembly